AAAAUCGGUUUGGAGUUGCAGGGUUGCAACCAGGGGGAUAAUAAAGUAAGUUGAGUGAGGAGAUUGGGAUCAGGGGCUGUUGACCAGAGGUAGAUAAGCUGAGAAUUAGGCUCUAAUAAUAGCCUGGAUUUAAAGAGUGCCAUGAGUUUACAGUGUAAAUUAGUAAGUCUUAAGUGCUGGUUUCCAGGGGUAGGUUUAGAGUCUGAUAACCAGGAUAUGAGAACAGAGGCAAAAAAGUCUGUAUCUAUGGGCCAGGAGCAAGGCCAACGAUCUGGGAAGUUUGAAGACAAGGCAAAAUGAAAACAUCAGUUAGUAGGAAUAAGCCAAAGGUUUGGCAACUAGGAGGAUAAAGCAGAUAGGGAGAUGGGCAACUGGUUUUGGAUUGUCAAGGCUCAUAAGGCCAAAUAAGAGCAAGCAUUCCAAAAGGUUGGGGCUACUUGACCAUUCUGGCACCCCAAAACCUCUUGUGUAUGAGAAGCAACUUUCUGUUUGGUUCAAGAUGUUGGAUGAUUCGAUUUUCAGCAGAAAUCUUCAAAUCAGUUUCAUAUCGGCUUUCUGGUGUGAAGUAUGAUAAUGAAGAAAAUAAGCCUUCGGAGAAUGAAUUAGUGAAUAACUUACUUACUAUGGGAGUAGAUGUUAAAAUGGCGAAGAAACGACAGCCCGGAGUUUUUAAUAAGACUGGUAUUAAUGAGCAGGACUUGAAGGUGUUCCUUCUGUCCAAAGGAGCUAGCAAAGAAGUGAUUGCUAGCGUCAUAUCAAGAUAUCCACGAGCCAUAACACGCACAACUGAAAAUCUUUCAAAACGGUGGGAUCUGUUGAGAACAAUUAUGACAUCAGACCUUGAAAUUGUAAAUAUUUUGGAACGUUCUCCUGAAUCUUUUUUUCGGUCCACUAACAACGUAAACCUAGAGAAUAAUAUAAAGUUUCUGUACUCAGUUGGAUUGACCCGUAAAUGCCUUUGUCGAUUGUUGACCAAUGCUCCACGUACCUUUUCCAAUAGUCUUGAUUUGAAUAAGCAGAUGGUUGAAUUUUUGCAAGAAGUCUGCUUGUCCUUAGGUCACAGUGAUCCCAUAGAUUUCGUCAGGAAAAUAAUUUUUAAAAACCCUUUCAUCUUAAUUCAGAGCACCAAACGGAUAAAAGCUAACAUUAAGUUUCUUCAGUCAACUUUCAACCUGAACAACGAGGAGCUACUUGUUUUGAUAUGUGGUCCAGGAGCUGAAAUCCUAGACCUUUCCAAUGACUGUGCCAAAAGAAAUUACACAAAUAUCAAAGAGAAGCUGUUUUCUCUUGGGUGUACUGAACAAGAGGUACAGAAGUUUGUCUUGAGCUAUCCAGAUGUGAUCUUCUUGGGAGAGAAAAAGUUUAAUGAUAAAAUAGACUGCCUCAUAGAAGAAAAUAUUAGCAUUUCACACAUAAUUGAAAAUCCUCGGGUUUUGGAUUCAAGCAUAAGUACUUUAAGAAGUCGAAUCAAAGAAUUGGUAAAUGCUGGCUAUAACUUGAGUACAUCAAACAUCACCCUUCUAUCUUGGAGUCAAAAAAGAUAUAAAGCUAAAUUGAAAAAGUUAAACAUUGGAUAGAGCAUUGUUCUGGGGGAUUAAAAUAAGUCAUAAUAUCUUCAUUUUGAAUUUGGGCUUUUCAAAAAGGAGAGGUUUGAUUUCUUAACCACAUAUACAUAUAUAGUGAUCCUUUGGAUAUUUUAUUUUAAAGGUUCCUAAAAACUCAUGGUCAGUAUACUCAAGUAUAGUCUUCUCAGCUACCUUUUCCCUAGUUUGAAUUAAUACAAUAUUCUAUUAUAUGAUAUAGGCUGUGUAAAUGGUACUUCCUGAGUGCCAAGGCAGAACAAUGUAUAGGAAGAUAGAAAAUACAAAAUAAGCUUUUUUUUUUGGUUUUUGUUCAAAUUUAAAAAUUGACAGAUUCAUUUAGAUAGUUCUAUUUUCUCUCAUGGGUUUGAAUGGCAACCGAUUUCUCCUGUUCCCCACAUGUCUAAUUAUGAUUCACCUUCAAAAUAGAAUGCCAGUAAAAUUUUACAAAAUAGGAAGGAGGGAUUUUUUUUACCCCAAGUUCUACAUUCUUAAACCAUUACUGUGUGUCCCCCCAGUCCCUUUAGGCUCAAUUUACUAUGGGUAUAGUCCUGAUUUCUUUGAAGACAAGGGCAACUGUGGUAGGCAGAAUAAUUGCCACCUAAAGAUGUCAAUGCCAUAAUUCCCAGAGCCUGUAAAUGUGUUAAAUUGCAAAAGGACUCUGCAGAUGGGAUUAAAUUGAAGACCUUGAGAUGGGGAGAUUACCUGGAUUAUUUUGGUGGGCCCAGUGUUUAAUCAUAAGAACCCUUAAAAGUAGAAGAGGGAGGUGAUGAUAAAAGCACUUGACCCGCUUUUACUGGCUUUGAAGAAGUAAGGGGCCAUAAGCCAAGGAAUGCAGGUAACCUCUAAAAUGUGAAAGGCAAGGAAACAUUCUCUCCUAGUGCCCCCAGAAGGGAAUGCAGCCCUGCCAAGACCUUGAAUUAAACCCAGUGAGACCUUUUUCAAACUUCUGACCCACAGAGCCAUAAGGUAAUAAACUUAUGUUGUUUUAAGCCUCUGAGUUUGUGACAAUUUGUUACAGCAGCAAAUAGAAUAAUAUAGCAAUUGAAUGGAUGAUUAGUUGCAUUAUAGGUGAAGCCACAAAAUGUGGUCCUUUUAUUUUCAUAUCUGCAUUUCUUCCUUGUAUAAUUGCCUUUUUUAUCCAACUGCUUUUCUGGAAUGGCUAAUCAGUUAGUGUUUGUAAAGUCCUUUAAAUGUAUGGAUAAAAACUAAAUGUGAGCAAUAAAAUCU
Molecule: messenger RNA, 2810 nt
Organism: Molossus molossus (Pallas's mastiff bat)
Lineage: Eukaryota; Metazoa; Chordata; Mammalia; Chiroptera; Molossidae
Gene: MTERF1
Product: mitochondrial transcription termination factor 1
Exons: 2
Coding region: 471-1577 (368 amino acids)
Biological process (GO): termination of mitochondrial transcription; regulation of DNA-templated transcription
Cellular component (GO): mitochondrial matrix
Molecular function (GO): double-stranded DNA binding
Source: RefSeq, a predicted model, not a curated record